CCUUUUUUGGUCUUGAUGGUUGUGUGGUUGGUCCACAUCAUCGAGAACAAAGGUUCAAGGGUUGGCAGAGGAAGAGAAAAUAUCCACGACGUUGGAAAAGAUGAAUGAUUUUUUUUUUCCCCAUUAUAAUCUGUGUUUUUAAGAAUAAAAAUAAGAUAAUUCCCUCUUGUGAGUCUAUAAAUAGGCUGAUUGGCAAUAGAGUUUAGCAGCAAACUAGCGUAGCUAGCACCCAAAUCUAGAGGUGAAAACAUGGCAUUAAUUAAAGCCUCUUCCAUCUUCUUUUGCUUCCUUGCUCUGGCAAGCUUUUUAGCUUCCAUUGAAGGAACUCAACCUACCCAUCACGUUACUCAUCUUAACAGAUCCACUUUUCCAAAAGAUUUCAUUUUCGGUGCUGGCUCAGCUGCUUACCAGUCUGAAGGAGCAGCACAUAUAGAUGGAAGGGGACCUAGUAUAUGGGAUGUUUUCACAAGGGAACAAAAAGGUCAAAAUGACAUGGGAAAGUCCAUUUUCUAUUCCAAACAGAUUGCUGUAUCUGAUGGGCCCAGUAUGCAGAGUAUGAGCCAGUUUUGGAGCUAUUUGGCCCAUGAUCCGGUUCCAGAACAUUCCUAGCUCUUGGAACAAUAUUUAUUGAUGACCAAGGAUGCUUCAAACCAAGUUUCAUAGGCAGAUACAAAGGGAAACUAAGUAGGUGAAGCUAGUUUGGUUGUUUACCCAAACUAGUUAAACAAUGGGAACUUAGUUCAAACCAUGUGCCACUUUUUUCUAUAUUUGGAAUAGACAUGUUGCAGCUGGUUUUUGACUCUUUUGUGUAUGAAAAGUUAGGUUUUGACCAUUUUACUUUUUAAAUUUCAAAUAUUUUACUCAUUUUG
Molecule: messenger RNA, 869 nt
Organism: Ziziphus jujuba (common jujube)
Lineage: Eukaryota; Viridiplantae; Streptophyta; Magnoliopsida; Rosales; Rhamnaceae
Product: vicianin hydrolase-like
Exons: 3
Coding region: 250-609 (119 amino acids)
Biological process (GO): carbohydrate metabolic process
Molecular function (GO): hydrolase activity, hydrolyzing O-glycosyl compounds
Source: RefSeq, a predicted model, not a curated record